GUGUAUAUGGCUUGUAUGCGGGAAGCAUUAGACUGUGUGCAGGGAGUUAUACUUUGGGAUUUAUAAUUUUUGGGACAGUCACAUUACAUGACUCACCAACUGCUUUAUUUCUGUCUUGUACUUAGAUUCUUAGACUGAAAAUGAAAGCAGCUGGUGUAAGAUCAUUUGGGUUUAUAGCGACAUCUCCUGGUGAAAGUGGCGUUCUGUACCAUCAGCCAGUACGUGAACCCGUUUUUGUCAUGCCAUGCCAGUUGAUGUUGGUACUACGAAGAGCCGUGGUGUGCAACACGUGAGACGUUGAGGGUGAUCCUUCAUAUCAUGGUCUAGUGGGCUUGUUGAAUAAUUUGACGUCAGUAACUAACGAAUGUACGGAAGACAUUACUUUUUUUUUUUACAAGCAGCACCGAGGGACGAAGCCGUUCAUUUGUAGAUUAAAAGACACAUCUGCGCCGAAAAUAAAUAUAUGAUGAAUUCUUGGUGUACUGUUUGACCUCUUGUAACAAAAAGUCGGAGGUUUUAUAAGGAGCACGUGAAGGCAACGUUUGUACGUCUGCGUUUCCAUGGUUGCGUUGCUGUAGACUACCGGGAGGCAAACAGUCACUCUAUUCCUCCACGUCUGUAUGGGACGUACAGCUGCUGGACAAUUAUCAUUUACUUUAUAAAGAAACAUGGAAAGAUGUCUCUAGUUUUGAAGACUGAGCAAGUGAGGCGUCCUUCUCUGAGACAGCCAGUUCUGGCCAGCCAGUGGGACUCUGUUGAGUCCGACACCGAGAGCAUGGCGCACGAGAGGGCGCACCAGCAGCAGCAACAAAUGCAUACCGGCCACCAUGAGCAAAAGAAAUGCACACUGCCUCAAAAUGAGAAUGCCGACCGCUUACAGCAGGUAGAUGACAAUGCAUGCAAUGAUGAUGAAGCGGAGCAUCAUCAGGUUUAUGAUAGCCUUGAUGCCAAACGGACACCCACCCUAUUGCAGACAGAAUAUUUGGACACCCAAAUGGACGAACGAGAGGGAACAAGCCAGCUGCCCUCUGGCGAUGCCUAUUCUGACCUACGCUAUGACCCGAACUGGAGGACCAACCUGAGGGGAGCCGGCCGCUUCAACAAGAAUCCACACGUUUCUGUUGAGGACUAUUACCAGGUCCCAAAAGAGAAACCUGGUCAGUCACGUGGUGACAGCCAAGGACCCGUAAUAAAGGGAGGUUACAGAUACAUCGUCAACACAAGUCCAGCUGUUGCAGUGACUGCUGAUACGGCUGGCAAUGAGCCUGACCAGCCGUACCACCUCCACCCACAAGAUGAUCAGACCGGCGCAGUAACAUCUCCCCACAGUCACAACCACGCCUUACAACCUCAAUCACCAGAGGAGGACCAUUCAAAGCCAUCCUGCAGUGUCACUAAAAAUGACGGUGACAAAAGUUUACCGAUGGGAUUCAGAGAGAAGUGUGUGAGGAGUUGUGACAUCCAAAACUUGAAGACCCUCUUCCUGCAAGAACUGGGAGGUACUCACGGGGGACCCACUCAAAUACAGCAAAUGAGCACAUUUCCCAUUGUUUUAUUCAACAAAAUGUCAGAGGAUAUAGUGGAACGCAACAAAACAACCCUGGGACGCAAAACGUCCCAAUGUGGCUCCUAUGCCAGUGUGUAUGGACGUAAGCAGGAGAUGCCUCAUAAUAGCAAUAAGGUGCAUGCAACUCCCAAGGAGACGGAAAGUCAAAAGGACAGUUCAGAUCCCGAGCUGAAGACACAACAGUUGAGGAUCAGUGAAAGGAAGAAAGCCCAGCGGAAAGAAUACCACCACCCCCCUCGACCGCGGCAGCAGCCUCCUGCCCUGGAGGUCAAGGCUGAGUGGGGAGACUGUCUGAGCUCUACAUUGGCAGGACCAGCCGCCGUAACUCAGCCAAACCCCCAGAAGACGACUCCAUCGGAGCCUUUGCGCGCCACGAUCCAUGUCAACAUCAACCUCAACACUUCUUCCCAUCUCCUUCCGUUAAUCCAGCAGAGAGGCCAGGAUGAGAUCAUCAAUUUAGCAUCUCUUCAUGGUUGUCCACAUUGGAGGCCUGCAUCUGAAGAUGAACUUGCCUUGUCCCCUGGAUGUCAACAAACAAAUCCAGGAGUGUCCUCCCAGAUGUCUUGGAAAGGGGUAAACGCACAUCUGCACCAUCGAGGCCUGGAGGGUUACUUGGAACAACGGCAAAGGGCAACUGCAUUAAAGUGGCCAAUAGUCUGUGAAGGGGACGACCAGGAUUGUCCGCAUGAGGUUCACGGGAAGGAAUUUCCACAAAGCCUCCCCAGGACACCCACCACCACUUUGUCACUGGGCUCUGGCUCCUACCCAGUUCUGCCGGCUAUAGAAAAGUCAAUGACAGGAAAAGAGCCUGAGCUGAGCCCUGGUGUGAACAGAAGCAGCUCUAACGGCUACCUGGUUCAGAUGGAGAACCAGAAGCAACUGAGGGCGAGAGUCACCUACAAGGCAUACAGUCUUAAAAGCUACAAGCAGCUGAAGUCAGAUAUGAAUCUGCGAGGCCUGGGUCCUGACUACACAGCCAUAGAAGAAACAGCUGAGAAACUGAAACGACAGAAGCUGUAUUCAAAUGUGAUCCGCGAGCAGAACAAAAAGAUAAGUAGGAUUCCCUUUCUCCUGGCCAAGGACCCGGAAGGCAGUGACAAGAAAGUUCCCAGAGUGAAGGCCUUGGAAUAUGCCAAGACCAUAGCCAAACCCCCUGUACAGUCUCAACCACAACAGAGACAGAAACAUUGGGCCAAAGGCUUCACUGAGCACGCUUCUUACUUGGACGUCUCCCAGCUGGCGACACUGGACGUCCUUAGGAAACGUCAUGAAGAAGAAAAGCAGGCCGUGGCGCUCUUCAGAAAAGUACCUGCUGUCUGAGGCAAGGUGCACGUCCUGUAAACAGUCCAUGGAUCCCAUGCCUCAUUCAAGUUGUUAGGCCCAUAGUGUCACAUCAUUCCCACAUACGUUGUCAAUUCUUUUUUAAUAGUAGUUGCGAAAGAAUGAAGUAAUAUUAAAGAUCUCUGGGAAGACUGGCAGCAUCAGCUAGCAUCUGUGUUACUUUUAACAUUGUGUCACCAGGAGAGAUUUGACAAGAAAUGCAUCAAAUGAAUCAUUUCUAGUGUUUGUUUUAACCAUUAAUGCUUGAGAUGAUUACAAUAGUCAUUUUGAAGUUUAAUUUGUUUCUGGAGGCACCAAGACAGAUUACAAAAAGAGGAAUUCACUUCUGAGAUCCUAACAUCUGGAGGUGUACUUUAAAAAAGAAAUGAGCAGUUUUAUGGACUCACACUGUAUCUAAGAUUUUUAUUUUGACACUUAAAGGAACUGCAGUUUAAAGCAUUUGGGCAUUUGCUUCACUACUCAGCUGUAGCCACAGGCUCCUCCUUACUUCUGAAUAGGCUGCAGCAAAAAACACCACUCUUCCCUUUCAUUUGAAUGUGUGUGUUGGCUACCGCAGAAGAUCAACACAAAUAAAACAUCAGUGGCGAAAAGUUGAAACGGAAUCAUCUUUUGAAUAAAGUAAUGGUCCAUUAAAAUGAAAUGGGUCAAUCAAACGGGUGUCAUCAAAUGGGUUGACUUUGAGCUCAUGGCCUGAUUUGAAGUGAAUGCAACCUUCUUGGCAGUGUUGCAAUGUCUGCAUCAUGUCUGCAGCGUAGGACAUGGAUAGUUGAAGUUUGAAUAAGAUGGUGGUAGCAGCGUGAUAACACUAAUGCUCCUGUCAGGCAUGAUCUUUGAGUAAUCAAGUUCAAUGACAUUCUCUCACCGAGUGUGCACCUGUCGGAAAUGGUGACAAUGUGGCAUAAUCCAAAAUAUAGCAUUUUUAUAUUAUCUUGAUAUUGACUUCUCUGUAGAAGUACAUUUCUGUUUGCCUGAGGUAGGCUGAAUAGGAAGUUACUCGAUUUCUGAGAAGCUGCAUGUCAGUGAAAAUACACACACUCCAAGAGCAGCAUGCACUUCCUAAAUAGCAGAAAUGAACCGUUGCACUGGGGACGUCCAACUUGUUGCUCCUGAAGCGUGAGAACAUGAAUGAUGAAGCAUGGUGUAGUUCUAAUCAAACCUUCCUGUUGCUGUAAAUAUAUAUUUACACACAGGAACCACCCUAUCACCUAUCAUAAACAGUAAAGAUUAGAUUUGAGUACUUAUGCAAUAUUAUCGGACAUAACUGUAUGUCUCAAUAGUCCGAUAUUUAACAGCGUCUCUCCGAACGCCACUGAAGACCUACUGGCCUUAAUGCAAUAAAGUGGUUGUUGUAUGUCACACAAAGCCUUUUUUCAUUUUUAUAAUUCAGACCUCCUCCAACUAUCCCACAGCACUGGCUAAUGCCCACACUCUAUUUUUCAUUUUAUCCCCAUAUUGUUGUUUUGGCCAGUUGGUCUUCUCUCGGCUCAUUACACACUGUUUAAUUUGGAAUAUUGCACACGCCCUUUGUUGUGGGUCACAGUCUUCCCUUUACCGAAAAGCAAACCUGCUCCAAUGAAGACGACACUUUGAAGCUCCCCUGAUUUGCUCGCAGUCCCGCGUUUUGUAGCCUAACUCCUCCCUCACACAAAACACUCUCAAGCAGCUCAUUUUACUAAUUGAACCCUCAGAUCAUUAUCAAAGCACUAUUUACCUCUGUGCAAUAUUUUAAUGAGAUUAUAGUCUCUAUUUAACCCAUCAUGGACUCUUUGAAGCCCUGUGUUUUUAGUGUUAAGUCCUCACAUGCAUGGUUGGAAACAAAUGACGGAGCCCUUUUUAAUUUAAUGAGAAACGCCGCCUAUCUAGACUGAGUCUCUUUGCUUCUUUUUUGAGUCCCACCUACUCAUUUUUUUCCAUUGAAAUCCAGUUAAUUGAAAGAGUCUCUCGCCGCUAUAUAUGAAGGGGGCCAAAUUAGCAUCCCUUUCUGCCCAUUGGGAAGCGAAGGCAAACGUGGAGGCUUUGAUGUGAGAAGCACGCUUUCAGUAGGCGGCAGGCUUCCUGAAAAUGAGCUGAUGGCCCUGCUAUUAGGUCCAAAUGCAGAUGCGUCCAAUGUGUUGCAAAACGCUUAAUCUUUUAAUUGAUCACCUUCUGCAUGGCCUGUUCUCCACGUAGUUCUUUCCCCCCCACUGCAUGUUAAUCACAAUCACAUUUUGAAGAUGGCAUGAAUUGAGAGAGGAUUGCAUGUUGUUGUGCAAAUGCCCAUGAGAUGCAGCUUGUGGUAAAACAAAUGAAUACAUGUAAUAUAGGGCUGUUUUAAGAUUGUUAUAUGUGUGUGGCUCGCGUGUCAUCAAAUUAAUAAUUAUUAACUUUAUUACCCUUCAUGCCUCCAUUGUUAUCACAGUAAUAAUUGGACAUUAA
Messenger RNA from Cyclopterus lumpus (lumpfish), 5323 nucleotides. RefSeq names its product junctional cadherin complex regulator (gene jhy). Gene Ontology annotation, biological process: axoneme assembly. The transcript is spliced from 10 exons. The record is from RefSeq and is a predicted model, not a curated record. NCBI's taxonomy places the organism in Eukaryota, Metazoa, Chordata, Actinopteri, Perciformes, Cyclopteridae. Bases 677 to 2887 code for a protein of 736 amino acids.